Molecule: messenger RNA, 1120 nt
Organism: Malus domestica (apple)
Lineage: Eukaryota; Viridiplantae; Streptophyta; Magnoliopsida; Rosales; Rosaceae
Product: rho GDP-dissociation inhibitor 1-like
Biological process (GO): Rho protein signal transduction
Cellular component (GO): cytoplasm; cytosol; membrane
Molecular function (GO): protein binding; Rho GDP-dissociation inhibitor activity
Source: RefSeq, a predicted model, not a curated record
CGGUCCAGUGAACAGACAGUAUAUACGACUUUAUACGUAUUUAUUGCCCCCAUUUCAAUCAUAAUCCCUUCCUUUUUUAUGUCAUUGUUUGCUCUUUUGACUGACGCUCCCUGUGUGUCUCAGUCUGGGGACAGGGGGGAGAGAGAGAGAGAGAGAGAGAGAGAGAUGGAGGGAGGGAAGAGGGCAGAUGAAGCAGGGGCAUCAUCGUCAGGUGGGUUUUCAUCAGCUGGGGCUGUAAGUGAUCAUGGAAGAGGAAGACAAGAAAAGCAGAAGGAAAUGGCUGAAAAGCUGAGUGCUUUUUGUGAUGCUGGGGGAGAAGAAGAGGAAGAAGAUGAUAAGAGUAAUGAGGUUGCUGCUGCUGCUGGUUUUGUUCCUGGGCCUUUGGUUUCUCUCAAGGAACAGAUUGAGAAAGACAAGGAUGAUGAAAGCUUAAGGAGGUGGAAAGAGAAACUGCUCGGUUGCUUGGAAAUGGAAAGCGAUUUGAAUGGCCAAAUGGAAUCUGAAGUCAAAUUUCACUCCAUCGGAAUCAUCUCUGAUGACUUUGGGGAAAUCACCACUCCCUUACCUGUUGCAGAAAAUCAGAUCAACCGUGUCCUGUUUACAUUGCAAGAGGGAUCUCAAUAUCGCCUUAAGCUAACAUUUAGCGUUCUGCACAACAUUGUUUCUGGCCUUAUCUACUCCAACACAGUGUGGAAGGGAGGACUUCAAGUCGAUCAGAGCAAAGGAAUGUUGGGUACGUUUGCUCCUAACAAAGAACCAUAUGUGCACACUUUGGAAGAGGAGACCACUCCAUCUGGGUUGCUUGCAAGGGGCAUAUAUGCAGCAAAGCUUAAGUUUGAAGACGAUGACAGGAGAUGCCAUAUGGAACUUCAAUACUCCUUCGAGAUCAAAAAGGGCAGAUAGCUGAAAUCUUUUGGAAGAUCCGGCAUCUUUAGAUUUAUUUCUUCCUAUUUUUCUUUCAUCCAUGAACCACACAUCUUUGUUAUAUAAGCGUUUUCCUUGUAGGGGUGAUUGAUACAAAUGUAAAACUGGAUUAUUGUUCUGUUUCCUUUGGCUUGUGACACAAAUGUAGAAUUUUGCAUACCAUUGCUGUUUGAACUUUGAACCCGUCUUUGUUUUU